Messenger RNA from Sturnus vulgaris (Common starling), 3177 nucleotides. Lineage: Eukaryota; Metazoa; Chordata; Aves; Passeriformes; Sturnidae. The record is from RefSeq and is a predicted model, not a curated record.
GCCAUUAAUAAGGCAAGAAGGGUUAGGACGAGCAGCAUUACAGCAGGUCUGGAGAGGGGAGGUGACAGUUCUGUCUGAGGCUGGCGAGCAUCUGGUGAGCCCAGCUCGGUGUGGGAGCCAGGAGCAAGGUGAGGCUGGAACUGGGACAUUAUUUGCACGUCUGCAGCAGGAGUUUGUUUGCUGGUGUUCAGAAAUGCCAUAGCUGGAGGCUCUGGGUGGUGGAAUCAGGAAGCUGAGCACAGAUUUUCUGUAUCUUUAGCUGUGUGCUCAAAGGUGACAAACAAGUUUCUUGAGAGAAAAGCUCUGAAAUAUGACAGUAACCUGCUGGUGAGUUGAGUUUUAGGUUCUGGGGUUUGAAAUGGGGAUUUGUGGUCACAAACUGUUGAGCAGUUUCCACUUAGAGAGCCGGGUUGUCACAAUUUUCUGAUGGCUGCUCUUUCUCGCUGCUCAGCUCCACGUACGGAGAUGGAAAUGGAGCAAGAAAUUGAACCAGCUUUGUUAAAAUGAAGGAGAUGUAGAAAAUAAAGCUUGGUAAUGUAAAGCUGAACAUAAGAAAAAAAGAAAAAGCUGGCCUUUUCCACUCUAAUCUUGAGAUCUGUUGCCGUACAAAAAGCAGUGAUGAGCCUUUUAAAGUGUUGGUGGCAGCUGAGGCUUCCCUAGCCCAGGUAAUCUCCUGUGCAAACCCCUCAGCCAACCCUGCUGUGCCUCCCCUGCCCUUCCCACUCCCCUCCUGCUAAAAUAGAACAAGGGGCAGCUGUUGGAAGUGGAGCCCAUUUGCUUUCUGGGGCUGCUUUGGGAACACGAUCCAGAUCCUGCGUGAGAGAGAGAAAGCAACAGAGCAGAGGAGAGGGGGGAGUUGGGAAGCUCCGGAGAAUUACUUGCUUAUUUUAAGCCUGGUGUAGGAAGUUCAGUCUUUGUAGUGAGGUUGAGGGAUGAAGCAGAACUGCUACUAAAGGUCCUGGCCUGGGAAUUAAAGAAUUCCUGGUUGAAUGUAAGUAAUACUAGAGUUUGUUGGUUGUUCUGUGCAAUAUGUCCAGUGCAUUGAAAUGUCUUUGAUUGUGCUCUAGUGAGAGGUGCCUGAGCUGAGGCCCUUGAGAGCUGAAGAUGUGUUAUGGAGUAACAAUUUAAUUCUUCCUGGGGUUUAUUUUUAAUCUACUUGGGCACUUCAGGUGAGGAAACGAGGCUCUGUUCUGGCUCCUGAUUUCAGCUGGAGACAGGGCACAAAGGACUCAGAAGCACAAGAAUAUUCUAAAAUACCAUUCAUAAUUCCACACCUUGGGCUUCUGCCAAGCAAUUAAUGGAGACUCAAACUCUUUAUUUUUGUUGUCAGGUCAGACAAUCCACUUCUGUCAGCUCCUCUUAGAAAACUCCUAGUAAGCUGUGAGGAAAAUGAGAGAGCUGUUGGCUGAGCUGUCCAUGAAGGAGGUUGGUGACGGGCUGCACGAGCAGAUGAACUGCAUGAUGGGCGCCCUGCAGGAGCUGAAGCUGCUGCAGGUUCAGGCAGCCCUGGAGCAGCUGCAGCUCUCGGGGUGCCGCAGCCCCCCGGAGCAGCGCCCGGCCGAGCCCCAGGGACCCUGCCCCGUGCCAGGGCCGGCCCCAUCGUCCCAUCCCUCUGCAGUGGCACGGAGUGAGCGCCCCGGGGACAGCCCCUGCUGCUCCCGGAGCCCCCCAGGGCAGGACCUGUGUGCCCCUAAAGGACCUUCCCCCGUGCCCGGCGGAGCGGAGCACGGCCAGCCCCGUGGCCAGGGCACGGCUGGGGGGUGGCCACUGUGCCAGGAGUGCCCUGGGUGUGACGAUGGCCACGACUGGACAUCGUCCCUGAUGUCCCAGAGCAGGAACCGGCAGCCGCUGGUGCUGGGGGACAACAUCUUUGCAGACUUGGUGGGGAACUGGCUGGACCUGCCCGAGCUGGAUAAGAAGGGGGAGAAGAGCGAGGGGUCCCUGGCCAGCAGCAGGUCCCAGGAGCUCUGCAGGAAAUUCUCCCUCACCGCCAACAUCUUCAAGAAGUUCCUGAGGAGCGUCCGGCCGGACCGGGACAGGCUGCUCAAGGAGAAACCCUGCUGGCUCCCUCCCGAGGACAAACAGCCCGACAUCUCCAAGAGGUCCAAAAAGAUCAGCAAGCUCAAGGGGACAUUUUACCUGCCCCUGCACGGGAACCUGCAGAGCCACCACAGCAAGGCAGAGAGGUGUCCCAGGGCAGAGAGCCGCAGUGAGCAGCCCAGGACGGGCACCAGGAAAGUCCCGGACUCCAGAGACUUCAGCCAGGCAGGCUUUGACAUCAACACGGCCGUGUGGGUCUGAGCCCGGCCCCCCUGCCCUGCCCUGCAUUCCCACAGCCACGGGAGCUGCUGGCCACGCUCACCUGCCCCGAGACUCCUGAGAUCCCCCAGGGACAGAGGGGAUCUGCACAGCUCGGGGCUUCCCUGUCCUGCGAGGAAGUUUCUGGAGAAGCACGGCUCCAGGGACUGCCUGAGCAGCAGCCCCACGUGGGGAGACCUUUGGGGAGUGGCAAAAAUAACCCAAAUCCUUAGCAGCUCUAGGGUGAGUGGUGCCACAGGUGAGCAGCUCCUGGUGCCAGGCCCGUUCCAUCAUCUCCAGCUCAAUGGCUGCAGCACAAAAUCCACGGUGUGCAUGUGUGUGUGUGUGAGUGUGCAAAUAUAUAUAUAUAUAUAUAGUUUUGUUAAAAAAAUCUAUUCCUGCUUGUGUGCACUUGAAACUGACUUAUAAACCAGGCAUCCCAAGCCUUGUACCUGAAGCACUUGUUAUUUAAAUGGAAAGAAACAUUUGAAUUUAUAAGACUUGAACAAUUGCUGAGUGGGGGGCAAACCCCCAACCUUGGGGGGGAUUUCCCCCUAAGCUGCAUCCCUGGUGCUCUCCCAGCAUCUCUCCCUCCCCUCUCAGUUAAACCAGGGGGACACAAGGCUCCCUUCAGGCCUUUGUGACCUGGGGGUCUCGGUGGGUUUGCCCCCCUCCCCUUGUCCCUGUGGAUCACUCCAGGUACAACACUGCUGAAGUUUAUUGUUGGAUUUUCACCCAGAUGCAAAGUCCAGUCCCCGUUUCUUGUUGUGUUCCCUGUUGCUGUUGUGCAAACCUCGUCUUGACAGAACCAAGUUCUUCAGUGUCCGACUCUCCAAGAGUUUCCAAUAAAGUGAAAUUGGUCUCGUGUCUGCUCUGGGA